GGGAUAUUGUCUUGUGGCUAUAUUUAGCCGCGUAGGGAGUUUCCUAUAAAUACGGCGCGUGUUAGUUUCGGGCCGCAGUUCCGUGUGCUGCGCCGUUAUUAAUCGCUUCUCGCGGCUGACAGCAUGAAUCCGCGGUUCGAAGUGCGUCAAUGUGAGAAACUUGGCAGAUACGCGGUGGCGGCGAUGGACCUGCGCGCCGGCGACACGGUUCUCUCCGAGGAGCCGUUCCUGCUGGCGCCACACAGCGACUCGCCGCUCGUCUGCUUCGCCUGCCACCUGCCGCUGGUCAGCCGCUUCGUGCCGUGCAGGGGCUGCGGCGUGGCGCCGGUCUGCCCUGACUGCCCUCAACAUCUCGCUAAAUUUCACAGCAAGACCGAAUGCGAGCUAUUCAAAUUGCAGCGAGAGUCCCGCGGUCUCAGCGCAAUGGCCGUAGUCCCUUACGUUGGGGCCUUGGCAGUACUAAGGGCUCUACUACGUCGGCGCGACUACCCUCCGGCUUGGGAGGAGUUUGCAAGACUGGAGACGCAUAUGGACCAGCGUCGUGGGACCGACGUUUAUAACUACAAUCAGCAUACUGUCAAGUUCAUCGAAUCCCUCGGGCUGCUGGCAGCCGACGACGACCCGGAGCUCGCGCAGCAAGUCUGCGCCGCCAUCGACAUCAACAGCUUCGACGUGCGCGGCCCGCCCGCGCCGCUCGGCUGCGAGCCACUGCGGGGAGUCUAUCUGAAAACAGCUCUGUUGGCGCAUGACUGCGUGGGGAAUACGCAUAUGUCUAUAAAUGAUAAUAAUUUGUUGGUGUGCCAUGUGAGCGUCGAUAUCAAGAAGGGGGAGCCGAUAUUUUACAACUACACGGAUCCUAUGAAGGGCACAGCUUUGCGCCAAGAGCACUUACUAAACGGGAAAUACUUCAAAUGCUCGUGCGCGCGCUGCGGCGACGCCACCGAGCUCGGCACCUUCAUGAGCUCGGUCAUCUGUCCCGAGUGUCGCGGAUACGUGUCCAGUUCAGGGGACGCUUGGAGUUGUAACGGGUGUGACAAGAAAUUUGAAGCUUCGGUCAUGGCGCACAAGGUUCAAUGUUGCUCGGAUAAACUAGAUGUUAUUAACAAAAAGGACGAGAAAGACUUAGAAGAAUACAUCAAGAACGUUUCCCUAGUCCUGGCCCCGAACCACUACCUCCUCCUGGACGCGAAGCAGAGGCUAGCCGGAGUGCUGCGUGACGUCAUCACGCGCGAACCGAGACCCACCAAACGGUUACUAAGGAGGCAGUUGCAUUUGUGCAGGGAGAUAUUAGCUGUGCUGGAAGUGCUUACUCCGGGGAUCAGCAGGGCCAAAGCCAUCGCCCUAUACGAGAUUCACGCCGCGAUGGUGCAACUGGCUAAAAAGGAGUUAGACUCUCGAGAAAUAACGGGAUCCGCAUAUUUGGAUGAACUAGUCAGCGCGGAAAAAUACUUAAAGAGAUCACUUCAAAUGCUUUUCAUAGAGCCAGGCAACUCGCCCGAGGGCGAGCUGUGCGCGAAGGCGUUAGAAGAAUACAGGGCUCUGAAGACUACCAUGGGCACCGUGCUGGACGGCAUCCAUGCUGAUGGCAAGACUUACGUCUCGGCGGCUCAGAACGGACAAGCGACACAGACAUGUCCGACUGUUCAGUAG
This is a messenger RNA of Cydia amplana, 1650 nucleotides long. RefSeq lists its product as uncharacterized. Gene Ontology annotation, molecular function: protein binding. The record is from RefSeq and is a predicted model, not a curated record. The coding region runs from base 124 to 1650 and encodes 508 amino acids. NCBI's taxonomy places the organism in Eukaryota, Metazoa, Arthropoda, Insecta, Lepidoptera, Tortricidae. The transcript is spliced from 8 exons.